Coccinella septempunctata (seven-spotted ladybird) is the source of this 1491-nucleotide messenger RNA. Its product is annotated as A-kinase anchor protein 14-like. The record is from RefSeq and is a predicted model, not a curated record. The transcript is spliced from 4 exons. Gene Ontology annotation, cellular component: cAMP-dependent protein kinase complex. Lineage: Eukaryota; Metazoa; Arthropoda; Insecta; Coleoptera; Coccinellidae. Gene Ontology annotation, molecular function: protein kinase A regulatory subunit binding. The coding region runs from base 98 to 1042 and encodes 314 amino acids.
CAGAUCUGUCGCAUACUGUCUUUUCCUUCAGAAAUAUUAUUCUCCCGCAAUCAAAAAUAUUUUUGUUCUCGUGAUCUCACUCACCGAUCCGAAAACAAUGUACAUGUCCAACAGAAUAGGUAAGAUAAAACCCUCCCGGCCUCCCCCAAGGAAGCGUUCGUUAGACGAUAUCGACGAGCUCACCUACAUGCUGAUGCUCGGCACGAAAGCCGGAGGCAGGUCAUCGACCUCUACCAUUGCGUCAAUCGUGAAGAAAAUGGCGCUUACAGAAAACAAGUGGCUCCCGGAAACCGAAGAUCUUCCAGAGCAUGUCGAGGUCCAUCACCGCCAAACCGUGGUGGAUGAGGAUCUCGAAGAGGAGGAAUCUAGUACUGCAGAAAGCGUUGAGGAACCGACAUCGGAAGUGUCGAUUCCGGACAAAAUUCGAUGUAUAAAGUUCGCAAAUUUGGAAUUUUUCGCUGAAAUGUUCGUGGACGAGAUCAUUGAUAUUUCCGUUGACGUAUGCGAAAAUCUUUUCAAUGCCGCUCUAAGUGGGGAAGGUGGUCUUGUGACAGAAGUUCCAUGCAUUUGCGAUGCUACCAAACCAGCGCCAGAGAAAAUCAAGCUAGGUCCAAGCGACAACUCAAGCUUAUCUUCAGUCGAAAAGAAAGAAUUCUCGGGUUGGCCGACCAUCAAGCAUUUCACUGUCGGCGAAGCUAAGAAGAAGAUAAUGGAAUUCAUGGGCCAAUGGUACUUCGUUGAAGACUGGAAAUAUACCGUACAUUACAUCGGUAGCUAUAGCGACACGAUUUCUGAUUACCACUUGUUCCAGGGAAUGUGGUCAAUUCCUACCAAGGAGUAUCCGAUAGCUCAAGCAACUGCUACAAUUUUUUUCUCAAUUGAAGUUUCAAGAGUCAAACCGAAGUUUUGCCUGGUGGACGUCACCCUUCAGUUUGAAGGAUCAAGCAGUGUAUACAGAGCUGGACAAUUCGAAUUCAUUGAGCAAUGGCUAUUCAACAUUAUUGAUUCAAAACUGAAUUUAUUCAGGACUCUCAGAUUCUGAGUACUAGUAAAGAAACAAGUUGUUUUCUAUUGAUUUUGUUUAUUUAUAUGAACUAAUAUUAAUAAACAUUUACAAAAUAUAAUGAGUUUGAUCAAAUGUUUAAUAACUUGUAAAUCUGUCAAAGUGGAAAUCAACUUAACAACAAAUAUCACAGAAUGAUACUGACAGUCACAGUAAUAUAAUACAUGUUGCUAAAGUAAACAAAUAACAAGAAUACAUCGAUCACUUUAACAUCUCCUUAUAUUAGUAAUCAACAAAAACGAUUUGUUAGAGGAACAAUUACAUUUUACCUGAAUUUGUACUCACAACACUAAAAACAUGAUAAAACUUCAGUUAAAACUUUCCAACUCUUCUCCAGGUAGAAUUUAGCACAUUAUUUAUAAUCAACCCAGUAGUUUUCACAUCCUUUCAACCUUCCUUGCACAAAGAAUUAUAAUACAUCAAUUGAA